Messenger RNA from Thamnophis sirtalis, 577 nucleotides. Lineage: Eukaryota; Metazoa; Chordata; Lepidosauria; Squamata; Natricidae. The record is from RefSeq and is a predicted model, not a curated record.
AUGGGGCUGCGGAUAGUGGCGGCGGCGAAGGAGGAGCGGCGAGGUAGCCAGGUAUGUCGCCCACCUUUGCUGCACGGGUCCCUCCCUUGGCUGGAUGGGAGCAAAGCUUUGGGAAGCCACCACGGCGCUGCCCCAUGGAACCUGAGUCCUUUCUCCAAAGCUCCCAUCCACCACGGCUCGCCGGGACCUCUCUCCGUCUACCCGCCAGCUUCUACCUCCACGCUGUCGGCCGGCCACUCCAGUCCUCACCUCUUCACUUUCCCGCCGACCCCUCCGAAAGAUGUCUCUCCAGAUCCUUCCAUCUCCACCCCGGGCUCCACGGGGUCGAGCCGCCAAGAAGAGAAGGAGUGCAUUAAGUACCAGGUGUCGCUGGCCGAAACCAUGAAGCUGGAAUCGUCUCAUUCCCGGAGCAACAUGGCGUCCUUGGGAGGCUCUUCUUCUGGCCAUCAUCCGAUCGCCACUUAUCCUUCCUACGUCCCCGAAUACGGCUCUGGACUUUUCCCCCCGAGCAGUCUUCUCGGGGGAUCACCGACCGGAUUUGGGUGCAAAUCCAGGCCUAAGGCUCGCUCCAGCACAG